AUGGCUGCCUCGGGGUUCUGCUGCCUGCGGUGCUGUAGAGAUGCUGGGACGGGCCACAUCCCUCUGAAGGAGAUGCCGGCCAUGCAGCUGGAUACGCAGCACAUGGGAGCAGAUGUUGUCAUUGUGAAAAAUGGGAGAAGAAUAUGUGGAACAGGAGGUUGUUUAGCCAGUGUGCCUUUACAUCAAAACAAAAGCUACUUUGAAUUCAAAAUCCAGUCCACAGGAAUCUGGGGUAUUGGCGUUGCAACUCACAAAGUUAACUUGAAUCAGAUUCCUCUUGGCCGAGAUGUGCACAGUCUGGUGAUGAGAAAUGAUGGGGCCCUGUACCACAACAACGAGGAGAAAAAUAGGCUGCCAGCAAACAGCCUUCCACAGGAGGGAGGCGUAGUGGGUAUUACAUAUGACCAGGUAGAAUUAAAUGUGUAUUUGAAUGGAAAAAACAUGCCUUGUCCAGCAUCAGGCAUACGAGGGACAAUGUAUCCAGUUGUUUAUGUUGAUGACAGUGCAAUUUUGGAUUGCCAGUUCAGUGAAUUUUAUCAUAUUCCUCCGCCUGGUUUUGAAAAAAUAUCAUUUGAACAGCAAAUCUUCUGA
Molecule: messenger RNA, 591 nt
Organism: Equus quagga
Lineage: Eukaryota; Metazoa; Chordata; Mammalia; Perissodactyla; Equidae
Product: SPRY domain-containing protein 7-like
Exons: 1
Coding region: 1-591 (196 amino acids)
Molecular function (GO): protein binding
Source: RefSeq, a predicted model, not a curated record